Spizellomyces punctatus DAOM BR117 is the source of this 1318-nucleotide messenger RNA. RefSeq lists its product as uncharacterized. Lineage: Eukaryota; Fungi; Chytridiomycota; Chytridiomycetes; Spizellomycetales; Spizellomycetaceae. The record is from RefSeq and is a predicted model, not a curated record. The coding region runs from base 138 to 1118 and encodes 326 amino acids. The transcript has a single exon.
UUGCGUACCAUUUGUCCCGGGGGAGGAACUUUACGCAGCAUAAAAAGAUGGGUGAGCGAGUCAUUCCCCCUUCUUCCUUACCCACUACCCCAGCAUUGUGAUCAAAUCCAUUUUGCCGUCCUUGUAUAAACUUCAAUAUGGCCGAUACCUAUACACCAGAAUCCACUUGGACAGAAUCCUUUUGGGCUGCUCCGCUUCUCACUCGGUAUGAAGCCCGUGCACACGCCCGUGCACGGAUGGCAAGCAUGAUCGAAACUCGGGAGAUGACGACCAUCACUGCAACUCGACUGGUAUGGUCUCCCAAAGCUGAGCCGAAAUCGAAAAGACCAGCAGUAGCUAAAAAACGUCCGGUGCCUACUCUUCAUUCUAUCAACAAAGUCCAUCUCGAGAUUGUACCUACCUCUACCCCCAAAAAGAUGACGAUUACCAAGAAUACCUCAACGGACAUUUCAGAAAACACUACAGAGAAUACCCCAGCGACGAGCUCAACGGCACCUAGCGCCGAACCCGAACAAAAACCCGAAACCGAACGAGUAGAUUCAGCAGUCGAAGUCACCGAUAUUCCACUCAAACUCACACCAAAAGUCCCGUCCGUAAAGCAAAUCUCUUUUACAUCUGUCUCGACCGAAACCGAGACCACGGUCAUCUCGGUAUGCACACAAACCGAUAAUGUCCCUACACCUUCCACAUUCAGUUUACCGUCCUGGGCCAUCAUGGCCGUUAUGAUGUUAUUGGUCCUUGCAUUGAGCAGCAAGGCCAUCGAGGCGGUGACCGGGACGGCGGUGUCAAUGCACGUCGCGCUGGCAAUGGAGGCGAUCGGGAGGUGGUGGGGGUGUGCGAUGGCAGUUGGGAAGGAGUGGGGAAGAGGGGUAAUGGAUGAGGUGUGGCGAGUGGGGACGCUGUAUGUAGCGGAUGCGGAGAUUUGGUGGAUGGGGGCAAAGGAGCUGGCAUGUGAAUGGGGGGAGUGGGCAGCAACGGACGGGAGGGAACUAAUCGCUGAGGAGGUUAUAAAGUUGAUAGAACUGGGGUGGAAGUUGAUGGAGGAUAAGGUGUUUAUGUUGUUGGGGGGGACGUGGUUCAUGCUCGCCAUCAUCCUUCGGGAAAUUCCCGAAGGAUGAUGGGGUGGGCAUUAUACCCUAUUAGUGUAUACCCAUGCUGAUGGAAUACCCACCAUGAGCACUCAAAAUAUAUAAAAAAAAAGAAAUUACAAAAGAACAAAAAACUCUUCCUCAGCGAAAAUAUCAUGGUGGAUUCAUAAUUAAAAACACUGAAUAAGUAUAGUUUUUAAAUUCCCCAAAAUACACCACCAUUAAAUCAA